This is a messenger RNA of Zingiber officinale, 2483 nucleotides long. RefSeq names its product far upstream element-binding protein 1-like. Gene Ontology annotation, molecular function: mRNA binding. The transcript has 8 exons. Gene Ontology annotation, cellular component: cytoplasm. Gene Ontology annotation, biological process: regulation of gene expression. The record is from RefSeq and is a predicted model, not a curated record. The coding region runs from base 110 to 2209 and encodes 699 amino acids. NCBI's taxonomy places the organism in Eukaryota, Viridiplantae, Streptophyta, Magnoliopsida, Zingiberales, Zingiberaceae.
GUUCCCCCUUCCAAUCUGAUCAAAAACCCUAUUCGCUGUUCCUCUCCGUACCUUCUCCAGUUUGACCGUUUCGCUGCUCGAUCUCCGCCUCUAUUAGUCGUCUCUUACCAUGGCGGAUUCCGAAGUGCAGUUGGCUGUUGAUCAGGCCGCCGCAGAAGAAGUCAUGUCUUCGCCAGGAGUGAAAGUCGACGGAUCCAGCGGCGCAGCCGACGAGACCGUAACUGUCGGCGAAAGCCACAAGCGGAAAAUUGAGGAUCCGGAGUUCCGUGACGUCGGUGAAGAGACGCCACUCAAGAAGCAAGAAGUCGCAACCGAUUUCCCCGCCCUAGCUUCCGCCGACGACCCUAGAUCGGGCGAGGGAGAUAUCCCCGAAGCGGAUGUCGUACAAACGGACGACACAGAAAAUGACAACCAUAAGGUAGAGGUGUCUGAGGCCGCUGAAGUGAAAACCGAUAACCAGAUGCAACGUGAAGAUGCAGAAGUCAAUGAUGCCGUUGCUUCUGACACUGGCAAAGAGUUACAAGAAUUGGAAACUAAACCAGAAGAAAAUGGUAAGGUUCUGCCUGAAGAAAAUGUUGAGAGUGUCGAUGCACCUUCAGCAGAUGCAGUCAUAACAACUCGUAAAAUUGAAGUGCCUAACAAUAAGGUUGGUGUUCUUAUUGGGAAAUCUGGUGAGACAAUAAGAUACCUGCAGUACAACUCAGGUGCUAAAAUUCAGAUAACAAGAGAUGCUGAAGCUGAUCCAAGCUCUAAUUGUCGGCCAGUGGAACUAAUUGGGUCUCUGGACAGCGUUAACAGGGCUGAGAAACUCGUAAAGGAUGUCAUUGCUGAGGCUGAGGCUGGUGGUUCACCAUCCCUUGUGGCCAGAGGUUUUGGUACUUUACAAUCUGGUGGAGAACAGUUUGAAAUUACAGUGCCAAAUGAGAAGGUAGGUAUAAUCAUAGGCAAGGGUGGUGAGACUAUUAAAAAUCUACAAACUAGAUCUGGUGCUCGAAUACAGUUAAUUCCACAACAUCUACCUGAGGGUGAUGCAUCAAAGGAAAGAAUUGUUCGUGUAACUGGAGACCAAAGACAAAUUGAAUCUGCCAAACAAAUGAUCAAGGAAGUAAUGAAUCAGGCACCUAGACCAUCACCUCUAUCAGGUUACAACCAACAAAGUUAUCGUCAUCGCGGUUCAAAUUCUCAGCCCCAUUGGGGAGCUCGGGCAAAUUCUCCAGCACAACCUGCAGGCUUUGAGUACCAGCAACAAGGUACAUACCCACCACCACAGUCAGUUCAGUACCCUCAACCUUAUGGUGGCUACUCGCAGCAGUUUGCUCCACAAGGUGGCUUUAGCAAUAAUGCUGGUUGGGACCAGAGAUCAUCAGCCUCUGCUCAUAAUGCUCCAAGUAGCGGAUAUGAUUAUCAUGGCCACAGUGGUUUUCCUUCAAGAACACAAACACUGAUGGCCAAUCAGAUGUCUGGGCCAUCUCCUGCACCUAUGAACUAUGGGCAGUCUCAACCUCCAAAUUAUGGGCAUUCUGCUCCCUAUGGACAUCCAACUCCUACACAACAAAACUAUGGUCAAGGAUAUAAUGACCCCCGAUAUGAUACUCAAGCACCAGGUCAGCAAUUUUAUAACCAGCAGACUAUGGGAUCUCAAUCAAAUAUCUAUGGCCAAGGAACUGCUCCCCAGUCUGGUUACAGCCAACAACCAUCAUAUAACAAGCAAGCUUAUGGUGCACCUCAGGAGGGACCUACUUAUGGCAUGCCACCACGAGGAAACCAACUUGGAGAUCCAACUUAUCAGGGUCAUGCGCCAUCAUAUGGAUCUGCUCCUCAGCAAUAUCCUUAUGGAUCCAAUGCAGCUUCUCAAUCAGUGCCUGCUUACAAUCAGACUUAUGGACCUGUAUCUGGUGCUGUAGAUGGGUAUGCUCAGACAACAUCGGCAACUUUUGGACAAGCACCGGGAUACCCUCAACCAACAGCCUCACAACCUUCUGGUUAUGGACAGUACCCCACACCCCAACCAGGUUACAGCGACCCUGCUGCAGGUAAUACUAAUUAUGGGUAUCAUGGUGGUUCUGCAGAAGCAGCUUACAGCAGUAACGCCCCAGCUUCAGGUUAUGGUGCUCCACCAGAUGCAGGCAGCCAGCCAGGUUACGCUCAGCAGCCAGCAAAUCCACCUGGGUAUCAGUACGAUUCUACUGCUCCAUAUGCUCAUCACUGAUGCAGUUAUAUAAUACUGCUAAUCUUUAGUUACCAUAUAUAUGAUUUUAAACUUUUCAACAUCUGUGCUGGGAAAUGAUUUCAGCUUUUUGGCAUCUGUGCCAAGCGGCUCCAGGCUAUUCCCUUGUUAACUAUUGCUCAGAGUAGAUCAUUUUGUCUGUGCUAAAUACUCAGUAUGAAAACUAUUGCCUUGGACAUUAGCCUAUCUUUUUUACAAUGGCAGUUGGACUUUGUAACAUGCCAAAUAUAGCUUAUCAGGUUUGUGCCUUUUUCCA